Messenger RNA from Cynara cardunculus var. scolymus (artichoke), 1553 nucleotides. Its product is annotated as serine carboxypeptidase-like 11. The record is from RefSeq and is a predicted model, not a curated record. NCBI's taxonomy places the organism in Eukaryota, Viridiplantae, Streptophyta, Magnoliopsida, Asterales, Asteraceae. Gene Ontology annotation, molecular function: serine-type carboxypeptidase activity; acyltransferase activity, transferring groups other than amino-acyl groups. The annotation marks the transcript as partial. Gene Ontology annotation, biological process: proteolysis; secondary metabolic process. The transcript is spliced from 14 exons.
AAAGAAAUAUUAUAGUCAUCGACUAUAAAGAAGCAACCUAACCCUUCUAUUUUGACAAGCAAGAGGGUUGAGGCCACAAUUUCCGUUCAUAGUGGAAUUGGUCUACAAUAUGUUCAUCAGAGAACGAUUGCUUCAUUAAAGUGAAGUGACUCUUAUAUCUUCAUCAAACACGUCUUCCUUAUUGGAGCGAAGCGAAUGCUUACUAACUCAAGAUCAUGGAUCAGCUUUUUCUCGUCAUUGUCGUCAUUCUUUAUUUUCGUGUUGCAAUCUCAACAUUAGCAGGGAGGGUAGAGUAUCUUCCAGGCUUUCAAGGACCCCUCCCUUUUCAUUUGGAAACUGGUUAUAUAGGAGUGGACGAGAAUGAAGAUGUUCAACUGUUUUACUAUUUCAUACAGUCGGAGUCAAAUCCUAGGGAUGAUCCCCUCAUGCUAUGGAUCAGUGGCGGUCCCGGUUGUUCUUCUAUCACUGGCCUCCUCUAUUCAAUCGGUCCAAUAAAAUUUGUGGAAGUGAAUUACAAUGAAAGCUUGCCAACCUUGAUUUUGAGGCCAAAUUCGUGGACGAAGAUGGCAAGCAUAAUAUUUCUUGAUAUUCCUGUUGGUACGGGAUUCUCAUACGCAACAACGACUCGUGCCACUCAUUCUAAUGACCUUCAACUCGCUAAACACGCCUAUGAAUUUAUGAGAAAGUGGUUAAAAAGUCAUCCAGGGUUCGUUUCCAACCCUUUCUACAUUGGAGGAGACUCGUACUCUGGAAUACCAAUCCCUGCUAUCGCACAACUGAUAUCAAAUGGAAAUGACGUUGGCAACGAGCCUCGCAUCAAUAUGAAGGGUUAUGUGCUUGGUAACCCCAGGACCUUUCCAAAUGAGAAUAAUUUUGACAUUCGUUUUGCUAAUGGUAUGGGACUUAUUUCAGAUGAACUCUAUAAGUCGUUGCUCGAUAGCUGUCAUGGAGAGUAUCGAUCAGAAUAUAUAAGCGUCAACAAUGUAGCAUGUCGGAAAAAUCUUGAGUCAUACGAACAGUGCAUAGAUGGGAUAGAAAAACCCCAUAUUUUGGAACCAAAUUGUAGUGCUUCUACAUUGCCAAUCAAACUGCCAAGUGAAAUGCAAUUUGAAGAGCAACAACCUUUUUCUGGAUUCUACUGUCAAGAGGAUCUUAACAUUCUAAUGGAAUAUUGGGCUAAUGAUGCCAAUGUUAGAGAGGCUCUCCAUGUUCAGAAGGGAAGCAUAGGGCAUUGGGUAAGAUGUAGUUCGGAUUUACGUUUCACCAAAAUACUGGAGGAUGUUAGACCUUAUCAUCAAAAUCUCAGCAAAAAGGGUUUUCGGGCUCUCGUAUAUAGUGGUGAUCAUGAUAUGGUUAUUCCGUACCAAUCAACUCAUGCAUGGAUAAAAGAUCUGAACUACACAGUCACUGAUCGAUGGCGAUCCUGGAAGCUUCGCGGUCAAAUUGCUGGGUACACAGAGAGUUAUUCCAAUAUGAUGACAUACGCUACUGUGAAGGGUGGUGGGCAUGUUGCCCCUGAGUCUAAGCCUGAAGAAAGCUUUGCGAUGUUUAAG